AUCAGACGAUAUAAUGCAUCCCUUGCCCGCUCUCAUUCAUUUUCCAUUUUGACAUUCUGUCACCAUAUAAUAGACUAGCUAAGGAAUCCAAGAAAAAAAAAGGACUGCUCCCCAUAAUCACCAGGCAUAGGUGGUAAUGAGCUGUUAAAAUCUGCGCGGGCUGUCCCGAACUUGAUUUUUAUUCCUUUUUUGGCUUACGGGAAUUCGCUGCCCUACCAGACAGACGAUCUUACCUUGGACAGCACAUACAACCAACACUACAACAUCCCGCAUCUAACCAGCUCAACGACGACCACCAUUACCAUAACACAUGAACCUAACAACUGAGCGAACGGGCGUCACCAUCGAUUAUACGCGCGAAACCAGUACUUCCACCUCACAAUCACCCGCACGUCAGCAGCCUCGAGGGGCUCCAGUCCAUCAAAUUCUUUCUAUACAAACUCCGGCGACCGUCCAGAGCGGUUCGCUCUGGCGGAACCCAUGUAUCGAAGGCACACUGGCGGGCAACUAUCGAGUAGGACCGGACUACAAUGUCGAUUACUCCCCUCAAGAAUCGCAUCCGGGCGAGCAGGGUCACACUUCACACGCAUACGACACACAUCACCAUCGGGGAAAUCCAAUGCAGCACACGGGACACGGGAGCUUACAUGAGCAAUCACAGUCGCACUCUCAUCACAGCAUGUCGCAACAUCACCCCGCUCACCAUCACCAGAUCCUUAUGGAUCCGGCGCAUCUCGGCAGCCAUCCGGCUGCUCGACAUAUGAGCCAUCAACCUUCUCACUACGCCCCAACGCCGUCGCCCCAUGCGGUAGUUGGUCCAUCAUUGUACUCGGCAAUGACACCCACUCAGCCCCAUAGUGCCGGAACGAAACGUAGCCGCCCUGACGACCUGGACUUAUCGGUCCCUGGUAUGUCAGAACUCGAUCAAGGCGACCUCGAUAGUAUGCAUUCUAUGGGCGCCCCAUAUGCGCAACCUCCUGGUGCAGCACCAACUCACCAUCACCAUCGGCUACCGGAUCAGGGACCGCCUACUAAGAUGAUGAGACGCGAAGGAGAUGUGAGCAUAGGGAUUGCUGGAGGCGCACCGAGUGUAGUAGGACAAGUUGGAAUGCCAGCUCCAGCGCCGAGACCAAGGGGACCAAAAUUAAAGUUUACGCCGGAGGACGACGCGCUUCUCAUCGAUUUAAAGGAAAAUAAAGCCUUGACAUGGAAGCAGAUUGCCGAUUUCUUUCCUGGGCGCUCUUCGGGUACUCUCCAGGUUCGUUACUGCACAAAGCUCAAGGCAAAAACGACCCAAUGGACAGACGAGACAGACCAGAAGCUCCGAACCGCGCUUCAAGAUUACGAAAACGAAAAAUGGAGGUUCGUGUCCAAUAAAGUUGGCCCCGGGUUUACUCCUCAAGCUUGUCGAGAGCGAGCUACACAACUCCUUGGAGGGGAGGUCGGAGAGGUUGGAGAGGAGAACUUAUAGCAAUCAGCGUCUCCGCCGGGAGUAUCAGCUCCUAGGCCCGGGGACACCAUAUAUCCGCAACAGCUUCAAGGAUGACGAGCUUAUAGAGAAGCGCACGGCCAUCACCGAUUUCUCGAACAUUAAUGGCAGAGAAUGGCAUACAUGAUUUAGCAUGAUUUAGCCUUGCUAUCAAAUGCCAAAACUACCCGUUACCGAGUAUCGUGGCUCACGAGCUAGAGUUUGGUCAUGAUUAUUAUCAACUCUCAGCAGUAACGAACAAACGAUUAUUACUCUAACGGAAUCACCGAUCAACAACUCGGAACACACGAGGCUUACGCCUUCCUAUACUUAUUUU
Hypoxylon fragiforme is the source of this 1805-nucleotide messenger RNA. RefSeq lists its product as uncharacterized. The record is from RefSeq and is a predicted model, not a curated record. The transcript has 3 exons. NCBI's taxonomy places the organism in Eukaryota, Fungi, Ascomycota, Sordariomycetes, Xylariales, Hypoxylaceae. The coding region runs from base 311 to 1471 and encodes 386 amino acids.